AUGGAUCUCGGCCCCUCGUCGCGCAAUGGAACUCCUCUACAACAACUCUACGGAUCGCGGCGGUCAUUACGAUGGAUCGUGUUCCUCGUGCUCGCCGCCCUCGUCAUCAUUUACAUGACCGGAUCGACCUACGAGCCUUACAGUGUCGCGGCCGGCGUCGGCACCAGCAGCUCCAGCCGCCAUUCUUCCACGUCUGGGUUCAGACAUUCGCACAAGAAGCAGGCCAAAACCCUGAGUCCGGUGGAUCUGUUGAAGAGACCGAUCUCCCGCGACCUGCAGACCAUCCCCAAGCUGAUACACCAGAGCUGGUCGUCCACCGAGCUGCCGGGGAAGUUUGAGCGCUGGAGCUCGACGUGCCGGGAACAACACCCUGACUGGGAGUGGGUGCUGUGGACGGACGAGGACAAUGAAGAGUUGGUCCGGACACAUUUCCCGUGGCUGUUGAAGACAUACUUGGGGUUGCCGAGUGUGAUCUACCGCGCCGAUUUGGUGCGAAACCUCUAUAUGUAUAUGUUCGGCGGAGUAUAUUCCGAUCUGGACGUUGAAUGCCUCCGGCCGGUCGACGAGCUAUUCAAUCAGUACAACGUGACGACCGCCCCCCACGGGAAACCCAAGCCCCAAUCCGCACAGAACAUGCUGAAGAGCGGCCGAAAAGCGUUCUUUGGCCGGAUGGGCACCGACCACGGCUCGUCCAACUCGAUCCCCAACGCCUGGAUGGCGUCGACACCGGGCCACCCCUUUUUCCUGAUCGUGCUCGAGUCGGUCAUGAAGAGGAUGACGGAAGAAGGCGACGACAUCGAGAACGUCGAAGGCAUCACGGGUCCCGGCAAGCUCUACGACAUGAUCAACGAAUACCGUCAGGAGGACAGCAAGUGGGCGGGCGAGGCGCUCGACAAGCACGUCUCCAAGAACCCGACCGCCAAGCAAUUCAACCCGCGCAAGGGACUGAAACAUUCCAUCGAGGUGCUGCCCUUCCAGUACAUCUACCCGUACUCGUGGGAACGCGACGGUGAGGCGUACCGAGAAGUGUGCUGGGCCACCAAGGAGGCGUUCGACCCGGAGCGGUGCAAGCAACUGCUCGCGACCGACCACUGGCCCAGUUACUUCAUCACCUACUGGAGCCACACGUGGACGAGUGGCGGUCAUGACGACGGCAAUGUACAGAAAGUUCAGAUGGCCGAUCAGUAA
Molecule: messenger RNA, 1188 nt
Organism: Fonsecaea erecta
Lineage: Eukaryota; Fungi; Ascomycota; Eurotiomycetes; Chaetothyriales; Herpotrichiellaceae
Exons: 2
Coding region: 1-1188 (395 amino acids)
Biological process (GO): mannosyl-inositol phosphorylceramide biosynthetic process
Molecular function (GO): mannosyltransferase activity
Source: RefSeq, a predicted model, not a curated record